Molecule: messenger RNA, 1051 nt
Organism: Drosophila sechellia
Lineage: Eukaryota; Metazoa; Arthropoda; Insecta; Diptera; Drosophilidae
Product: GTP-binding protein Di-Ras2
Exons: 5
Coding region: 254-955 (233 amino acids)
Biological process (GO): signal transduction
Cellular component (GO): membrane
Molecular function (GO): GTP binding; GTPase activity
Source: RefSeq, a predicted model, not a curated record
GGAACCAGAGGAUAGGAUAGGACGGCCUGCAGCAAAGAGCUAGUCACAUCGGGCACCACAUCCUGUCCUGCAACGAAUUCCAGUGCAACGAAAUGCAAAUAAACGAAAGCAUGGCGCCCAAGUAGAACAUUCCACAAGCGACCGACAGCAAGCCAACAAGCUUCAGCUCCUGCUUCUCUCUAUUCCGAUUUCCACUCCGAGUUUGAUAUACGCGACCGCGUUUGCCCCACUCGAAUCCGUAUCGGUAACCGGGAUGACGGAGCAGAAGAAUCAGGUGACGCGAGCUGCUCCGGAGCAGAGCAAUGACUACCGCGUGGUGGUCUUUGGAGCCGGCGGCGUGGGCAAGAGCUCACUGGUGCUGCGCUUCAUUAAGGGCACCUUCCGCGAAAGCUACAUCCCAACAAUCGAGGAUACGUACAGACAGGUCAUAAGCUGCAACAAGAACAUCUGCACGCUGCAAAUCACGGACACAACGGGAUCGCAUCAGUUCCCGGCCAUGCAGAGGCUGUCCAUCUCGAAGGGGCACGCCUUCAUCCUGGUCUACUCGGUGUGCUCCAAGCAGAGUCUGGAGGAGCUGCGACCCAUCUGGGCGCUUAUCAAGGAGCUGAAGGGAGCCGACAUUCCCAACAUACCCGUCAUGUUGGUGGGCAACAAGUGUGAUGAGACCGCCGAGUUGAGAGAGGUCUCCCAAGCGGAGGGUCAGGCCCAGGCGACCACCUGGAGCAUAUCGUUCAUGGAGACGUCGGCCAAGACGAACCACAAUGUGACCGAGCUGUUCCAGGAGCUGCUCAACAUGGAGAAGACGCGCACCGUCUCCCUGCAACUGGACACCAAGAAGCAGAAGAAGCAGAAAAAGGAGAAGAAGUCCAAGGACACGAACGGCUCGAUACCGGAGAACGGCGAUGCGGGGGCCAGCGCCAGCGGCGGGGCCAAGGAGAAGUGUCGCGUUAUGUAAGCAUCGGAUGGCGAAAGAGCCAGAUGGCCAGAUGGCAUGGCCAUGUGACCCGGGUCACAUUGCGUCGAGCUGAAGUGAACGGAGACGACGGUGACA